CAAAAAGUAGGUAUUAAAUUCAUGAAAUUUUGUUAUAAAUGUCCACGUGUAAAAAGUGAAAAAUCUUCUAUCGUUAAAUCAAUCAAUAAUUUAUCAUCAAAAUUACCAUUGAAAUACUACCUAUUGGAUGAAAUUGAAAUAAAGAUCAUUCAAACCGGAGCACAAAUUUAUAUGACUUUGGAUAAAAAACAAGAAAUACCAGUUGUCAUCGGAGCAUCUCCGUAUAUUUUAUACAAAAACUUGCGAAUCAGUUCAUCGUGUAUGAAUUCUUAUUGGUGCAGUUUCAAUCAUAGAACUACAAAAGCCUCAAGUAAUCGACACCGAAAAUUACAGCCGUUUAGAAAACCGUGAAGAAAGUUACGUGUACCUAAUUUUAAUUUUGAAUAUAUUUUCAAAACAAAAAAAAAUCCCAAAAGCCAUGGGUACAGUCAACGUAAACCGUAAUGUAACUGAUGUUUUCUACCGUUAUAAAAUGCCGAAAAUUAAUGCAAAAGUAGAAGGCAAAGGUAAUGGAAUUAAAACUGUAAUUGUAAAUAUGAUUGAUGUUGCUAAAGCUAUUGGACGUCCUGCAACAUACCCAACAAAGUACUUUGGAUGUGAACUAGGAGCUCAAACUCAAUUCGAUUAUAAGAACGAACGGUUCAUUGUAAAUGGAUCACAUGACGCAAGCAAGUUACAGGAUUUACUUGAUGGAUUUAUAAGAAAGUUCGUUUUAUGCCCAGAGUGUGAUAAUCCUGAAACAGAACUAUUGGUAUCAAGUAAGAAAGGCACAAUUUCUCAAGGCUGUAAGGCAUGUGGAUUUCAUGGGCCAUUGGAGGUGAAUCAUAAAGUUAAUACUUUUAUAAUAAAAAAUCCUCCAAACAUAAAUCCUGCAAACCAGGGUGCAUCUCUUACCGAGAGCAAACGAAGUAAAAGGUCAAAAAAAACUGGAGAUAAUGGUGAAACUACUGAGGCUGAUACUAAGCAUGAAGAUUUCAGCGAAGUUGUGAAAUCGGAAUAUAAUGAUGUACAUGAAGAUGAAGAUGAUGAUGCCGAAUGGACUGUUGAUGUUUCGGAAGCAGCUGUACGAUCUCGUUUACAAGAUUUGACAGAGGGUGCAAAAAAUAUGACCAUUUCUGAGGAUGUGGACAAAAGUGAAAAAGAGCGAUUGGACAUAUUUUAUGAAGAAUUAAAAAAACGUCGCGACGCUGGAGAACUGGACAAUGUUCAAGUACAUAAAGAGUUGACCAUUGAAGCAGCUCGAUUAGAUGUUCAACAAAAAGCAACCCUUGUAUUAGCAGAAUUACUCUUUGAUGCAAACAUCUUACAACAAGUAAAAAAAUAUCGCAAUUUACUUUUACGUUUCACACAUAAUGACUUGAAAGCACAAAAAUACUUGAUCGGUGGUUUGGAACAAAUAAUUGCACUUCAUAAUGAAAAACUAAUGAACAAUGUUGCUACAAUCUUGAAGCUUUUUUACGACAACGAUAUUCUUGAAGAAAAAGCUAUCUUAGAAUGGGCUUCUAAGAUUAGUAAAAAAUAUGUAUCAAAAGAAGUAGCUACAACCAUUCAUGAAAAAGCAAAACCUUUUAUUCAAUGGCUCCAAACAGCAGAGGAAGAAGAAGACUCCUCCGAUGAAUCUGAUUUUGAAGUAGAGUAUAACGAUCGUGUGCAAGUGCUUAAAAAAGACUCUGCUCCAAAAACUAUUCAAGGAAACCAAGAUGAAGAUGGUGAAGAUGAUGUAAACAUUGACGAAAUAUAAAAAAGAAAAACAGAAAAUAUCCUAUCAUAGAUGUUCUGAAAUAGAGGGUCACGUUUUUUAACUUUAUUUUCAACUUAAUCUCAAAAAAUAAUUUGUUAUUGGUAUUCACAAAAUGAAAAUAAAACAUGUUUGAUUUCUUAUAACUGAAGAUUUGUGCUAGCUUAUUACACGAAAUAAAACUAUAUGAGUCUGAAUGUUUUCAUUAGUUUA
Messenger RNA from Culicoides brevitarsis, 1951 nucleotides. RefSeq names its product eukaryotic translation initiation factor 5 (gene eIF5). The transcript has 9 exons. Gene Ontology annotation, biological process: formation of translation preinitiation complex; translational initiation; formation of cytoplasmic translation initiation complex. Gene Ontology annotation, molecular function: eukaryotic initiation factor eIF2 binding; translation initiation factor activity; GDP-dissociation inhibitor activity. Gene Ontology annotation, cellular component: cytosol. Lineage: Eukaryota; Metazoa; Arthropoda; Insecta; Diptera; Ceratopogonidae. The coding region runs from base 419 to 1741 and encodes 440 amino acids. The record is from RefSeq and is a predicted model, not a curated record.